Miscanthus lutarioriparius is the source of this 1146-nucleotide messenger RNA. Lineage: Eukaryota; Viridiplantae; Streptophyta; Magnoliopsida; Poales; Poaceae. The record is from the annotation of a GenBank genome assembly.
AUGGAUGCAUGCUCAGAGUCUCGGCAGAGGAAAGAUGGCGCCUUCCACUUCCCUGUGUUCCACAGGAAGCACCCGUGUGUUGACGAAGACCCAUCGACGAUCCACGCAGCAAGCGUAUCAGACGCAGGCACCGUGAUUGGGAACGACAAGAUCCAUCAAGGCAAGUACUUCAUGGCCAUCAGGCUGGGCACCCCUGCCGUCUUCAACCUCGUCACCAUCGACACCGGCUCCACCCUCUCCUGGGUCAACUGCAAGAGGUGUCGGAUACGGUGCCACGAGCAGGCGCCCGAAGCUGGCCCCAAGCUGGACCCUCACCGCUCCGCCACGUACCGUCACGUCGGCUGCUCCGACGAGGACUGCCUCGACAUCCAGGCCGACAACGGCGUCCCCUACGGCUGCGUCGACGAGACGGACACCUGCCUCUACGGCCUGCGCUACGGGUCGCAGUACUCGGCGGGGAAGCUCGGGAGGGACAGGCUCGCCCUGGGCGACAACUACACCAUCGUCGACGACUUCGUCUUCGGGUGCAGCGAGGACGACAUGUUCUACGGCCUCGAGGCGGGCGUCAUCGGCCUCGGCGACAAGCGUUACUCCUUCUUCAACCAGAUGGCACGGCUGACGACCUACAACGCCUUCGCCUACUGCUUUCCCGGCGACCACCGCGCCGAGGGGGUUUCUCAUCGUCGGGCCGUACCCGCAGAAGCUGGAGCUCGUCACGACAUUGAUCAGGGGCCUCUGGAGGUCGACGGGCGCCAGAUCCUGGUGGUCGACUCUGGGACCGAUGACACCUUCGUCUCGUCCUCAGUUUUUUAUGCUCUCGCCGAGGCGAUAGCGUCGGCGAUGCAAGAUAAGGCGUAUUACCGUGAGUACGGUCGGAAGGUCUGCUUCAGGCCUGCCGGCGGCGAGCCGGUGAACUGGAGGAGCUUGCCGACGGUGCAGAUGCAGCUCCUAAGGGCUACGCUGGAACUGCCGCCGGAGAAUGUGUUCCAUCAGCAGUCAACUGAUCGCAUAUGUUUGGCGUUCCAGUCGAAUGACGCUGCUGGCGUGCCGGAUGUUCAGAUUCUAGGGAACAAAGCCCUGAGACCUUUCAGGGUUGUCUAUGAUCUGCAGAAGAUGACCUUUGGCUUCCAAGCCCGGGCGUGUUGA